AUGCAGGUAAGGCAAGUGGUUGCGAUACUGGCGCUUGGGUGUUUGGUGCUAAGUUGCAUGACCUCGGUAUUGGCUCAAGAUGAAGAAAGUGACUUUGCUGAAUUCGAUGACUUCGAUACCGACGAUGAUUUCGUUGAAGCAGGCACCACAUCGGCACCACAAACUGCAGAUGCAAAAGUCGCACAGCAGGCAUAUGCAACCGAGAAAGUGAAGAGCGAGCACGUUCUUAGCAAGUCAGAUGACUUCAAAACUGAUGAUGACGACGGCAUCGUUGAGGAUGAAGACAACGAAUUUGAACACUUUCAAGACGAAGAAGAAUUCGAAGGCUUUGAUGCAGGCGAAAGUAAAGAUUUGCCUGUAGAUCAAAAGACCGCCGAACCGAAAUUGACUGUAGCAAAAAUACCAAUGCAUUUCCGUACACAUUGGGACUCAUAUUGGAUGGAAAUGCUUAUGUUGGCUGGCCUAUUAGCGUACUUUGCUAAUUUCUUCGCUGGGAAAACAAAGAAUGCAAGGCUUGCACAAUUGUGGUACAGCACGCACAAGGGUUUAUUAGACGACAACUUUGUUCUAGUUGGCGAUGAUGGCAAGCAAGAAAACGAAAAUCCUGGUUUGAUGAAAGAAAGCGAGAGUUUAUAUACUCUGUGGUGCUCUGGUCGCACUUGCUGCGAGGGUAUGCUUGUGGAGCUAAAGAUGAUUAAACGUCAAGAUUUAGUCGCUUUGGUGUCUGGACUGAUACGACCUCAACAAGACCAAGUACAUAUAAAAGUUGAAAUGACAAAAGGCGUAAUGGAUUCGUUUGUAUUUUGUGUGGGCUCGAGAAAAACUAUAACCAAGGUUUUCAAAGAGUUCGCAGAUUUGAACAAGUAUUGCAGUCUAGUCAGUAAGCCAGAGGAUCGCUACAAAGUACCUGCAGGAUUUAGUGUGCUGUCAGAAAUACCUGAAGCAACGUCAGCAAUGUUAGAGGCGCGUAUAAUAACUGCGCUUAAUAAAUAUCAGCGCUACAUCGACUAUAUCCAUAUUUCUGAUCAAUUUAGUGGUCCAAUCCAACAAGAAGAUGCCAACAAUUUGAAACAACCGGAGACAAAAGCUAUGCUUAUGGCAGGAUUUAACUUGCCAAAGAGUGUAGAUAUGGAAUCCAUUAAACCUUUGCUCAUUCUAAUCUUCUAUUUAAUGGAGCGUCUAAAAGUGUAUCGCAUGUCGAGGGAGGGCAAAAACAAAGCCGAAAAGAAUCGCUUACGUGUUGAGGAAGAGUUCUUGAAGAGUACACAUGCAGCACGUGCAGAAGCUGCUGCGCAGCGUCGCGAAGAUAAGCGCAAGCAAGAAAAGGAACGCGUGCUUGCCGAAGAGGAUCCCGAGAAACAGCGUCGCUGGGAAUUAAAAGAACAAAAACGUCAGGCCAAGAAAAAGGCGCCCAAAAUGAAACGCUUGGCAGUAAAAUCUUUAUAAAACUAAUAAGCUGCUAAGAAGGGAACAGUGAUGGUCGGUCUAUUCAAUUGACAGUUUUGGAUGUUAAUUAAAUUUCGACCAUCAUUAAAUGCUGGAGACAUUCUCCACACAAAUUUCGAGAUAUAGCAAUAAACAUGCAUUCAACUGCGUGCACAAGCCAUAGCUAUACCAA
Molecule: messenger RNA, 1618 nt
Organism: Rhagoletis pomonella (apple maggot)
Lineage: Eukaryota; Metazoa; Arthropoda; Insecta; Diptera; Tephritidae
Product: coiled-coil domain-containing protein 47
Exons: 5
Coding region: 1-1446 (481 amino acids)
Biological process (GO): endoplasmic reticulum calcium ion homeostasis
Cellular component (GO): endoplasmic reticulum
Molecular function (GO): calcium ion binding
Source: RefSeq, a predicted model, not a curated record